AUGAGUUGGGGGAUUGAGAAGACAGAUGACAAGAAUAUGCAGCGUGACGCUUUCUACAGGAAGGAGAUGACAUGCGAUGCGAUUCACGAGGGGAAGGGCUACGCAAUAAGCUCUCUUUCGUUGCAGGUGUGUGGCCAGGCUUCCCACGACAGGACGGAGAUGCGAAUUCACGCUUUCCGCGACGGGAAGGGCUAUGCAAUAAGCCCUCUCUCACUACAGGAGAGUUUGACACCUCAUCCACUGGGGAGAGAGGAGUUGGGGGAGAACCGGAAUGAGGAGAACCGGAAUGAGGAGAACCGGAAUGAGGAGAACCUGAAUGAUCAGUGCCAGGUCCUAUGUCAGAGGUCAUCAAACAGGACAGCUCACCAGGUGUUGACGGGUGCAGUGAAGUUGCAAAUCACUGACAAGCACACGUCGAAGCCUACAAUGUUAUGUCCAAACUGCAAAUUGAGAGAGUUUCUGUCCAUUGAGUCACUUAUUACGCACCUCAAUUCCCAAUCUACCUGCUGGCCACCUGAAGCACGACCACAAGAAUUACCCGUCCCUCCUGUAUUCCGUCAAAGUCCUGUUUCAAGUACCACUGGUACUUGUCAUCAAGAUUCCAGAUAUGUCUUCGGCAUUGGUAAAAACAUGCUCGAUAGGUUGGAAGACGAUACAUAUGCGUACCGGCGAAAGAUCAACCAUUACUACCCUUUCCACGACGAAGGCGAAUGGGAAUUAGGGAAGUUCUUGGUCGAAAACCUCACUCAAACACAAAUCACUAAGUUUUUGAAGUUGAAAUGGUUUAACGAUCACCCAAGACCGUCUUUCACCAUGAAGGAUAAACUCUUGGACUGGAUGGACUCGCUUCCUUGUUUUAUGGAGUGGCAAGUCUCCAAAAUAGAGUUUUCAGGCUACAAGACCGUUUAUCCCAUCGAACUCAUUUGGCGCGAUGCAUUGGAUGUAGUCAAGCAACUUUUUAGUGACCCUAUCUUUGCGAACCAUAUGAUGUUCGUCCCACACCACAUCGGUGUCGGUAAUCAGCGUGAAUAUGGAGAUUACAUGAGCGCUGAUAUGGCAUGGAAAAUCCAGAUGCACCCGAUUUUCAUCACCAUCGGUAAUAUCGAUUCGGAGUUCCGUGUGCAUCCAGAUUAUCAGAGUAUUCUUCAGGCACAGCUAUGGCAUAAAUGCAUGGACCUCGUCUGUGCUAACCUCAAGGCCGCGGCAGCAGAGGGAUGUUUCAUGCCUGACCCUUUUAGAUUUAUCCGUUAUGUUUUCACGCCCCUUGUAGCUCAUGUAUGCGACCUGCCAGAGGCCACCAUGAUCGCUGCAGUUGCUAAAAACGCAUCUCCUCUGACUAUGGCGACGCAAGAGCAUUUUGGUGAUGGGAUCCUCCACCCCCCUCGUACCGGGAAGCAUACAUUGGAACUCCUCGUCGGUAUUGCCAAGACAGUUGAUCCCUGGGACCUUGACAAGUUCCAGAAAGCGGCCAAAGUUCUCAAUCUGUCUGGAGUUCACAUGCCUUACUGGCAUGAUUGGAUAUAUGCAUGCCCAUCCGUCUUCCUCGCUGGCGAAAUUCUACAUACCUGCUUCAAAUUUUUCGCUGAUCACCCGCUCAAAUGGGUGAAGGAGACUGUAGGAGCUUAUGAGCUUGAUACCCGUUACAUUGCUCAGCAUAAGCGGGUUGGCACGCGCCACUUCGCCAAAGGGAUCACGCAUGUCAAGCAAAUGACGGGCCGUGAAUAUAGAGAUAUACAACGCACUAUCGUUGCAUCAAUCGCAGGUGCUGUUUCACCCAGAUUUAUUCGCGCAAUCCGCGGCCUUGUAGACUUCACAUAUCUUGCACAACACCCAGUUCAUUCACCCCAAUCGCUCCAAGCCAUGACGCAGGCACUUUCAGAUUUUCACUCCUUCAAGGACGCUAUCGUCGCUGCAGAAGCGAGGAAGGGGAAGAAAGGCGUGAAAGAAGAUUUCUUUAUUCCAAAACUCGAGCUAAUGCAAAGUUUCGAGGGUACGAUCAGGAGGUUGGGCACAUUGAUGCAAUUCUCAGCUGAUACGACGGAGCGAUUGCUCAUAACACACUGUAAGGACCUUUUCCCUCGGACGGCUCGACAAAGCAAAGAUUUCACGGAGCAGUGCGUUUGUAUUCUUAAUUGUCAGGAGUCGAUGGAAAUAUUUGAUUUAUAUGCGUUGUUGACUUCUCGGGGAGCAUCACUGGUCAAUGCCAUACACGCUGAAGAUGAGGAUGUCACAAUCGCUAAUCCUGCACUUUCUUGGGUUUCCCGCAUACUCCCUGACGAGGUGAAGUCGGUUCAUGGUCCCAGACCACUUUCCAACUGA
Suillus plorans is the source of this 2319-nucleotide messenger RNA. RefSeq lists its product as uncharacterized. The record is from RefSeq and is a predicted model, not a curated record. The coding region runs from base 1 to 2319 and encodes 772 amino acids. The transcript is spliced from 8 exons. NCBI's taxonomy places the organism in Eukaryota, Fungi, Basidiomycota, Agaricomycetes, Boletales, Suillaceae.